This is a messenger RNA of Dacryopinax primogenitus, 4564 nucleotides long. RefSeq names its product subunit of DNA dependent RNA-polymerase. The record is from RefSeq and is a predicted model, not a curated record. Lineage: Eukaryota; Fungi; Basidiomycota; Dacrymycetes; Dacrymycetales; Dacrymycetaceae. The coding region runs from base 22 to 4389 and encodes 1455 amino acids. Gene Ontology annotation, biological process: DNA-templated transcription. Gene Ontology annotation, molecular function: DNA-directed RNA polymerase activity; DNA binding. The transcript has 8 exons.
AUUUGUAGGCUGAUCGCGACAAUGAAGGUGUCGGUGCAGGACACCAGUAACAAGGUCAUCAAGCAUAUCCAGUUCAGUCUACUCAAGCCACAGGAUGUGGUCAAGAUUUCAGAGUUCGAGAUCCCACACCAUGACUUGUAUACCCGAGGGACACGAGACCCGGCACCUAAUGGAGUCCUAGACAGAAGAUUAGGUGUGAUCGACAAGACCUCGGUUUGUGAGACUUGUGGACAGACGGCACAGACCUGCGUCGGACAUUAUGCGUAUAUCAAGCUCACUCUCCCGGUAUUUCACGUCGGAUACUUCAAGCAUGUCAUCUCUAUUCUUCAAUGUAUUUGCAAGACUUGCUCUCGCGUUAUGCUAGAAGAAGCCGACCGACGCAAGUUUCUCCGCCGUUUCCGUCGUCCUGGACUUGAGAACCUUCAGCGACAAGCGACCUUCAAAGCCGUCAAUACCCAAUGCCGGAAGGUUACCUACUGUCCUUAUUGCAUGAGCACGAACGGCAUUGUCAAGAAAGCAAAGAAGGACAUCAAGAUUGUCCAUGAGAAAUUUCGCUCGAAGAAGACGGAGGAUGAGCGCCUGAAGUGGAGGGAGGGGUUCAAUAAAGCUAUCGAAUAUCAGAAGGACCUGGCACCGCAUAUAGCCAAAGCUGUCGAGGACAUGCACCCCUUACGAGUGCUGACGUUAUUCGAGAACAUAACAGACGAAGACUGCGAGUUGCUUGGCAUGCAUCCUGAACAUGGCCGUCCAGAACAAUUCAUUUGGCAUUACAUCUCUGUCCCUCCUGUGGCGAUUCGGCCGUCCGUACAACAGGACGGGGCCAGCAACGAAGACGAUCUUACUGUGAAGUUGACGGAAAUUGUCUUCUGCAAUGCCCUCAUCCGGGAAGGGCUGCGCAAAGGCAACGCGACGUCGAACAUCAUGGAGAACUGGGACUUCCUGCAAGCUGGUGUGGCAUUGUACAUCAACUCUGAGCAGCCCAACCUCUCCCCGGCAUAUGUGCAGAAACCUAUCCGAGGUUUCUGCCAACGUCUCAAGGGCAAGCAAGGUCGUUUUCGAGGUAAUCUGUCCGGAAAACGUGUCGACUUCUCAGGGCGAACCGUUAUCAGUCCGGAUCCUAACCUUCGUAUUGAUGAGGUCGCUAUCCCCAAACGAGUGGCAGUCAAAUUGACAUAUCCUGCUCGUGUAAAUGAGUACAACAUCGAAUCACUACGGCAGGCAGUGCGGAACGGUCCUCUCGAGUGGCCCGGAGCGAACUUCGUCCAGAGUGGCGCUCCUGGUUCAUUCGGAUUGGGUGGAGGGAUCAAGCGAUUCUUGAUGUACGCAAACCGAUUUGAGGUGGCCGACAGGCUACAAGUUGGAGACGUUGUCGAACGACAUCUGAUUGACGGCGAUGUCAUUCUUUUCAAUCGACAACCGAGUUUGCACAAGCUCUCGAUCAUGUGUCAUCGGGUCAAGGUACGGCCAUGGCGGACAUUCCGUCUGAAUGAAUGUGUCUGUGGACCAUACGGUGCUGAUUUCGACGGCGACGAGAUGAAUAUUCAUGUACCUCAAACGGAAGAAGCGCGAACAGAAGCGCUAGAGCUGAUGAGCGUGAAGAAAAAUCUCGUGACACCACGUAAUGGAGAACCCGUCAUUGCCGCUACCCAAGAUUUCGUUACCGCCGCCUAUCUUCUAUCCAAUCGAGAUACCUUCUAUGAUCGACGCGCCUUCACUCAAAUCUGCACAUACAUGGCAGAUGCGCUGGAAGAUAUUGACCUGCCGCCACCGACAAUAUGGAGACCAGAAUGUUUGUGGACGGGAAAGCAAAUUUUCAAUGUUCUCAUGCGACCCAACAGCAAGAGCCGCGUUCUGGUCAAUGUGGAAAGUCCUUGCAACCGAGGAGAGAAGCCAACGGCACGUUAUUACCCUUUAUCUCUGCGUACUUUGAAACCCGGCCGUUCUGGGGACCCACAGUUCUCUUUCGCCGAGCUUGAGCGACAGGCAGAAGAAGCCGAGAAAACGGGCAAGAUGAAAGAUGACCCUUAUGCCGACUUUUGCCAGCCUCUUCCUAUGGACCUCUCUCCGAACGACGGAUGGCUUGUCAUCGUCAACAGCGAAAUCAUGUGCGGUGUCAUGGAUAAGGCCACGGUGGGGAGUGGCAAAAAGAAAUCCGUUUUCGGAGCUAUGCUGCGCGAUUUUGGGCCGGAUGCGGCAGCUGCGGGGAUGAACAGGCUUGCGAAGCUUUGCGGAAGAUGGUUGUCCAACUUUGGCUUCUCGCUAGGAAUCAGCGAUGUCACGCCCGGAGCCGAGCUACGUGCUCGCAAAGAAAAGAUGGUCGUCAAGGCGUACGAUGAUUGCACUGAGCUUAUACAGCAAGCAAAGCUGGGCAAACUGGCCAAUAAACCCGGCUGUGAUCAAGACCAGACACUAGAAGCAUCCAUCUCCAGCAUUCUGUCCAAGGUCCGAGAGAGCGUGGGUGACAUUUGUAUGAAAGAACUCAGCAUACACAACGCUCCCCGUCUCAUGUCCAUAUGCGGCUCGAAAGGCUCCGUGCUCAAUGUCUCGCAGAUGAUUGCCUGUGUCGGACAGCAGAUUAUCGGGGGUAAGCGUGUGCCCGACGGGUUUCAGGAACGCUCGCUUCCUCACUUCCCAAAAAAGUCACGCGAGCCCCCUUCAAAAGGCUUCGUCAGCAACUCAUUCUACACUGGUCUGCGGCCCACUGAAUUUCUUUUUCACGCCAUUUCCGGCCGUGAGGGUCUAGUUGAUACGGCUGUCAAGACGGCCGAAACAGGCUACAUGCAGCGGCGACUGAUGAAAGCACUAGAAGAUCUAGUGACUCACUACGACACCUCUGUGCGCACGUCCAGUGGAGGGAUCGUGCAGUUCCGCUUUGGGGACGAUGGGCUGGACCCAGGGUGCCUGGAGGGCCAGGCCCAGCCUGUAGACUUUGAUCGAGCUUGGAUGCACGCGGGAGCGAUCACCGCACGCGACGGACGGGCACUCCUCCCAUUCGAGAUCAUGGAUUUGACGAACGAGAUCCUCCAGAGGCGUAAAUUCAAGACGGAGUGCUCGACGCAAUAUCUCGAUAGCUUGCGCGCCUACAUCCAAGCCAUCGCACGCCAUCUCGGAAAUGUGAGGCAGGAAUAUAAGAUGUACGAUGCUGUUGACCGGGACGAUGACUGGGACGCGGACACGGACCUCUCGCUCGGGGCGGGCGAGAAGGAACAACAGGCGCUCGAGAAUAGGAUCAAGAUCACUUCUGCACAUGUGGAGAGUUUCCUCAACACGUGUUGGGCGAAGUACGUCAAGAGCAAGAUCGAGCCUGGGAGCACUGUUGGCGCCGUGGGUGCACAGUCGAUCGGUGAGCCCGGAACGCAGAUGACGCUCAAGACGUUCCAUUUCGCCGGUGUGGCGAGCAUGAACGUCACUCUCGGAGUACCCCGGAUCAAGGAGAUCAUUAAUGCUGCCAAAGUAAUCAGUACUCCCAUUAUCAGUGCGAAGCUUGUGGAGCGAAAAAACGAGACCGCCGCGAGGAUCGUCAAAGGACGGCUGGAGAAGACGUAUCUUGGAGACGUGGCAAGCGUGAUUGAGGAAGCAUGGGCGGGCGAGUAUACCUAUAUCGGGGUACACCUCGACAUGGAUGCGAUACGCAAGCUUCAGCUUGAGCUUACGAUCGAGGACGUCAAGCGUGCAAUUGUGAACUCAAGUAAGGUCAAGGUCAAGGAUGGGAAUAUAACGGUCGACUCUCGGAAGAACAGACUCAAAAUCUUCUUCGACAGUGGAGAGUUCAAGUACUACGAACUCCGGGCAACCAAGCGCGUAUUGGCCGAUAUCGUGGUCAAGGGUUCAUCUCAGAUCCAGCGUGCGGUGAUCAACAAGAUUGAGAAGGACAAAUCGCCCCGCGGGAAGCCGGGAGAGAACGAGCUGCUUGUAGAAGGAUACGGCCUGUUAGAGGUGAUGACGACAGAGGGUGUGGUGGGUGAGGAGACGACGGGAAACCAUGUGAUCGAGGUGGGGAAGGUGUUGGGCAUUGAGGCUGCCAGGAGCACGAUCAUACACGAGAUUCAGUAUACCAUGGAGAACCACGGGAUGAAUAUCGAUCCCAGGCACGUGAUGCUUCUUGGGGAUGUGAUGACCUACAAGGGUGAAGUUCUCGGCAUCACGCGAUUCGGGGUAGCCAAGAUGAAAGACAGUGUACUGAUGCUCGCUUCGUUCGAGAAGACGACUGAUCACCUGUUCGAUGCCGCUGCGUACGGAAAGAGCGACGCCAUCCUGGGUGUGAGCGAGAGCAUCAUCAUGGGUAACCCGGCGAACAAUUGCGGGACGAGCAUGCCUGCACUUGUUACACCUGCACCGGUAUUGCCGAAGCGUCGGGCGCUGUUAUUUGAGGCUGCUGUCAGGGGUUGAGGGCAUUCUACAUGUAUUGGUAUUCGACAUCCAACAGGGAUAGAAGAUAUGGACGACAUAGCACGUUCAUGGGGAAGGUGAUGUCACUACCUUUUUUUCUGCCCUUUUUGGUAGCGUGUUGUUGUAUUCUGUAAGGUGAAUGACUUUGCAUCAUGACGACCUCGCCAAUCGCAUC